Nothoprocta perdicaria is the source of this 1981-nucleotide messenger RNA. It is a transcript of the gene KICS2, whose product is annotated as chromosome unknown C12orf66 homolog. Bases 1 to 1341 code for a protein of 446 amino acids. Gene Ontology annotation, cellular component: KICSTOR complex. The transcript is spliced from 3 exons. Gene Ontology annotation, biological process: cellular response to glucose starvation; negative regulation of TORC1 signaling; protein localization to lysosome. NCBI's taxonomy places the organism in Eukaryota, Metazoa, Chordata, Aves, Tinamiformes, Tinamidae. The record is from RefSeq and is a predicted model, not a curated record.
AUGGGGGAGUCGAUCCCGCUGGGCGCGCCCGUGCCGGUGGAGCAGGCCGUGCUGGAGACCUUCUUCUCCCACCUGGGCAUCUUCUCGUACGACAAGGCCAAGGACAACGUGGAGAAGGAGCGCGAGGCCAACAAGAGCGCGGGCGCCAGCUGGCUCGCGCUGCUGGCGGCCCUGGCGCACCUGGCCGCCGCCGAGAAGGCCUACCACAGCAUGACCUUCCUGGGACAGAAGCUAGGUGGUCAGUCAUUCUUCAGCCGAAAGGACUCCAUCCGAACCAUCUACACGUCGCUGCAUAACGAGCUGAAGAAGGUGGUGGCGACGGGGCGCAAUGCACUAGGAGGAACAGCUCCUCACUUGGAAGAGCUGCUUUCUCACCUGUCUGAACAGCUCUGUUUUUUUGUUCAGGCUCGGAUGGAAAUUGCUGACUUCUAUGAAAAAAUGUACACGCUCAGCACCCAAAAGUUCAUUAACUCUGAGGAACUCGUAAACAUUUUGGAGUCCAUCUUAAAGAAAUACAGCUCCAGGUUUCACCACCCAAUCCUCAGUCCCCUGGAGAGCAGUUUCCACCUGGAGGUGGAUGUGCUCGCGCACCUCCUGAAGGCUCAGGCUCAGAUCUCGGAGUGGAAGUUCCUUCCAUCCCUGGUCAACUUGCACAGUGCUCACACGAAGCUACAGACUUGGGGCCAGAUUUUUGAGAAGCAGCGGGAGACCAAGAAGCAUCUGUUUGGAGGGCAGUCCCAGAAGGCGGUGCAGCCCCCGCACCUCUUCCUCUGGCUCAUGAAACUCAAGAACAUUCUCCUUGCCAAGUUCAGCUUUUACUUUCACGAGGCCCUCAGCCGCCAAACAACCGCGUCCGAAAUGAAAACCUUGACUGCCAAAACAAACCCUGACUACUUUGGGAAAAUCUCUAGUUUCAUCCGGAAAUACGACGCUGUCAACGUUUCCCUCAUCUUUGACAAUCGCGGGUCGGAGAGUUUCCAGGGCCACGGGUAUCACCACCCCCAUUCCUACCGGGAGGCUCCCAAAGGAGUGGAUCAGUACCCUGCCGUGGUGUCUCUGCCCAACGACAGGCCUGUUAUGCACUGGCCCAAUGUCAUCAUGAUCAUGACUGACAGAACCUCUGACCUCAACAGCCUGGAGAAGGUUGUUCACUUCUAUGAUGACAAAGUCCAAAGCACCUACUUUCUAACUCGCCCGGAACCUCACUUUACCAUUGUAGUUAUUUUUGAGUCUAAGAAGUCAGAGAGGGACUCUCAUUUCAUUUCUUUUCUCAAUGAAAUCUCACAUUCCCUAAAGAACUCCAAAGCUUUUGCCAGCUUGAAGCCUGGAUCCAAAGGGUAAAAUGCUUGCAAGUCAUCCAGGCAGUGUGCUAGCCUUGAGGGAGCUGCAGUUCUCAAAGAUUACAUAAAAUUCAUGAUUCUCAGAGUCUAAUUAAAAAGAAACCAUUAUUUUUAGUAUGCUUUAAGUUCCUUUUUUUUUAAGCUAACAAGAAACUUGAAAAAUUAUUUUUGGGCACUGUUUGGUGGGACAGCUUAAUUGUGGGAUGCUAAAUAACCACAGUGGUUUUCAGUUUACCAUAUGAAUAUUUUUCAGUCCCUGACUACUUUGCCCAUAUCAAAAUGGAAUAUAUGCACUUUAUCAUAAUCUACUCAUUGACUCUUUUACAGAGUUUAUUGAAAAUGUGAUUAGGAUGGAAGAGUCUAUCUUUCAGAAAGCUAUAUUGCUUGAGGGGAUUUGUAUGUGGGAACUAAGUGCUGAUACAAGGGAAUAUUGAAACACACAAACUUGUAAGAACACUUAAAAAAAUUAAAAACAUGCCUCACAGAAAGCACUCUUGUUAAUUUAGUUUUCAAAUGCUUUGAAAUGAUUGUUGAGAUCUCUGACACUUCCUGUUAAACCAAACCUUUGUUACGGGCAAGGUGUCAAGUUUUGCUGCUGCUCCAGCAUUCCAGUUCCCGCCAGUUAAGCAGAGCAGGGCUGG